Nylanderia fulva is the source of this 6740-nucleotide messenger RNA. Lineage: Eukaryota; Metazoa; Arthropoda; Insecta; Hymenoptera; Formicidae. The record is from RefSeq and is a predicted model, not a curated record.
GCUUGAACACAACAUAAUUACUCGUACUUCUACAUCGAAAAUCUGAAAUUGUAAGAGAAAAAAAAGAAACGAAAAGCGUUGCAUUAUCUUAGUAUAACGAAAAAUAACAAUAAUCGCAAAAGAUUGACCAAAACCGAACAGUCGGUUUUAUUGACAAAUGUGACGUUCAUGGUUAGAGUUAACCUCUCGCAAUUUGGUUCACCGACAGAAGUCUUGAAAAACUCGAGGACUCGAAUAUCAAUGUACGAGCGAAGAUCGCAGACCGUGUUAAUUAUAAAUGCGAUGCGAAUACAGAAAGAAAACCUAUCUAAUUUACGAUGUCUAAGGAUUUAAUUCUCGAUGUGACGAGUAACACACACCUCACAAUUUCUCGUACCGGAUAAAAGGAAGUUAACCCCACUUUCGCGCGGGAUUAUCACGAAUUUAGAGCGAUAGAUGUCGCCCUGUUCACAUCCGGUAAUCUCGGCGCGCAGAAAAGAAGUGAGAGAACAAUUAUUUGCUCCGGAGACUUGAGAGAGGAGGAAUUCAUUUGUUGUCCUUGGACAGAUACGGACGUGUUUCGACAGGUUUUCACGCGUGAAUUGAUGUUUGGAUUAUGCAGAAACAAAGGAAAGCAUUAUGGCCGAUUGGUUGGGGUUGAGCCAAACCAAAUGUCGAUUAAAGGAAGAAAAAAAGGAAAAAUGGUGAAGGCAUUAUUUAUACUAAAUUGUCGUCAAUUCAAUAUAACUACACGACAAAAUGACAAUUCUGUGCACAACCUAUCUGAAUAAUGUGUGUAAUUAUCGAUUUAUGGACAAAACCUAUACAAGAUAGAGGUCUUUUUUGUCAUAUUCACAUCAAGCAUAUUUUUUAUGUUUUUUUGUUAGAGAAUCAGCAUAAAUCUUUCUUUUUCUAUUUUCUUGGAGAAAGCGUGGGAGAGAACAUCACGCCUAUCCUCGGUUCACCCGCAACAAGUGUUCCCUAAUCGAUAUCACCCUGCGAGAAGACAGAAUCUUUCAACGAGGUGUACAGUUCCAGGAAUUCAAUCCAUCUUGUUGCCAGCGGUCGUAUAUUAUAUUGUCUCAUCAUGUCAGUGCCAUCGCUGCGGCGGAACCGGCGGCCGUCCACGGGGACAUGGUCCAGGAGGUCCUCGCAGCCAGCACCGCCGAGUGGUGAUCGUCAGCUCUCUCUCGCGAAGCGGAACGACGGUGUUUCUCGCGGUAAUGUGCCGCAGGGUGUGAAGAGGGUGCCGCGUUACGUCACGCCCAGGAACAUCUAUGGGCCGUAAACGGUGGUGGCGAGGAGGUCUGGUGGAGCUGCUGGUGCUCUGUGUCCUCCACCACGUCGUCGUUCUCACUGACGGCAAUGUCGGAUGCCUAUUCAGUGAGAACAUAUGUGAUCCCGAGGCGGAAAAAUGCUUUGACGAUUUUGCGUUCGGCAAAUGUAUACCUCGGUAUACGAAUUUAGAAAACGACGAUUCAUAUCGAUACAAUCUCGAUGCCGGUGAAUUGGAGUUAUUAAGACUGCAACUAGAGAGACUGGAAUCCGAUGAGUACAAGUGGCAGCAUCCCUUUACACAAUGUACUAUGCAAACCUCGUUAUAUAAUCUCCGACGUGGGCGAGACGAUCUCCGCGAUAUCCGCCUCUGCGAAUAUCUGAAGAAAUCAGAUCUCGAUGAACAAAAUGAACUUAUUGACAAGGUAAUUCCGGUCGCCAUACUAAGAAUAUCCCCGGACAAUGAGACUCCCGAGAGUAAUUUGGCCGAUAUUCUAUAUCGCUCCGCGGAUAUCGAGAAUAAGUCACCGACUUUCUAUGGCGAACAAGAAUUACUGCCGUACAAUUGGCAAUCCGUUGGACCUGCUUACAGAACUGAAUAUAGAACUGAUAAGAACGAGCAGGGUUUGGUUAAUGACGCGGAAUACAACGAGUAUGAAAAAUACUCGCCGAAUGACGUAAGCGAACGAUUGUAUCCGCGCAGGAUGCGUCGUUAUAGCUUUAUUGACGGAUACAAAAAUGAUGAUAUCGAGCCACUUGAGGAUGUAGGAGAGAUAUCGCCCGAAGAUGUCAAUGAUAACGACGACAAAAACCUUUACGACACGCAACUUUUGCCCGUCGACGAAUAUGAAAUUUUGUCAAAUGAGAAAUCGCCGGAUUAUACAUUGCUGGAACCUUUUUCCGACGACGAGAGGAACGAGAGGGAGUACGAGAGAGCGUUUUCAAAGAAAUAUAAGCACCGAAAGAAACCACCGCAAUUUGAAUUUCUUGACUCCGACGUAUCGACGAAGGAUAACGAAAAGAGGACGGUCGUCGGACGCGAGGGUGUUGACUACGAGGACGAUGGAGCCGAUGAAAAUAAUUCGGCAGAGAUCGAGAGAGCCGAUGAUCCGAAAAUAGGCGGCAUGUACACCGAGGGAGGAAUCGUAUCUUUGAAACAUAAAGCUGACGCGAGUGGGACUACGUACGACGAGAUGUACAACGACAACGAUCUGGACGCGCUUCUAUGGAGACGAGAAUUGGCUGGCUUCAAGCGCAGAGAACGUUUGGAUGUUAAGAAACCAGGACCGUUAUUCUCAACGAAUAAUUACGCAUUUAAAACCCAAUCUCCGCCUAUUUCUCUUGACAAUGAUUAUUCCGUGGCGGACAAUCAGGAUAAUAAUGAAGUUUACGCACCGUUAACAAAAAAAGAACUACGUGGUACAUACAAAGCGAACGAGGAUCCUUCACGAACUUAUAAAAACGUUGAUUUGGAUUAUGUUUAUAUCAUGUUUGAACAAACAUUGCACACGUGGCCCGAAGGAGAACACGUGGUUGAAAAGAUCGAAGACCUCUUAGGAUUGCCUCCUAAGACUUUGAGAGACAUACGAGUAGGCCGCGCAGAAGUAACAUUCAAGGUCAUUCCAAACGAGAAAAAUUAUAAUGCUACUGACAUCGUCAACAAUAUCGAUAGCAUACGUGGCGAAUUACAAGAUGCACUAGGAGUCAGAGUCAUUCGAGCGGGUAUAGGCGACAAGGCUAAAUUACCAGCCACCUUGGAAAUUGCCAGGAGAAAUGAGAUGAAUUCUAGCUUGUUCAGUGCGUUAGUGGCUGCCGGUGUCGCAGCCGCAAUCGCGGCCGCGGUGGUUACACUGAUAAUCGCACGUCGUCACGCCAAGUGUCGAGCAAAACUCGCCGGACUGACCACCCCGGACCCGGAGGCGUCCAAGGACUAUCAAGAUUUGUGCAGGGUGAGGAUGCAGGCGAAGCAACCGAGCGAGAAGGUGGAAUCGCCGCGUAUCACGAGCUUGUCGCGCGAAAGCGAUUGUAACUUGCCUUCCAAUCGCUCCAGCACGUCCUCCUGGAGCGAAGAGCCCACCUUCUCCAACAUGGACAUAGCCACUGGUCACAUGGUUCUCAAACUUGAAAUCUUGCAGAGUUAUAUGGAGGAUCAUUUGAAGAACAAGGAUCGUCUGGAUCAGGAAUGGGCGGCGUUGCGUGCCUACGAAGCCGACCCGUCGUCCACGGAGAUUGCGGAGAGCGAAGCGAACUUCCAACAGAAUCGUUCCGGCGCGGCACUUCCCUACGAUCAUUCUCGGGUAGUUCUGAACGAUCUUGCGAAUGCCAAUAAUUCCGACUACAUAAACGCUUCCACAAUCAAGUCGACGGAUCACGAUCCCCGAAAUCCGGCUUACAUAGCCACGCAAGGGCCGCUACCGCAGACCACGGCUGAUUUCUGGCAAUUGGUUUGGGAACAAGGCAGCGUGGUGAUUGUGAUGCUGACGCGACUCACCGAAGAGGGCCGCGCCAUGUGUCACCGUUACUGGCCCGAGGAAGGAUCGGAGCUCUAUCACAUCUACGAGGUGCAUCUGGUGUCGGAGCAUUUCUGGUGCGACGAUUACUUGGUGCGCUCCUUCUAUCUAAAGAAUCUGCGCACCUGCGAAACCCGCACCGUUACGCAAUUCCACUUCCUGUCUUGGCCGGAGAACAGCGUACCGUAUUCCACGAAGGCUCUACUCGAGUUCCGCAGGAAAGUUAAUAAAUCAUAUCGUGGAAGAUCAUGUCCGAUAGUCGUGCAUUGCAGCGAUGGAGCUGGACGAACCGGAACUUACUGCUUGAUUGACAUGGUCCUAAAUCGGAUGAUAAAGGGAGCGAAGGAGAUCGAUAUCGCCGCCACUCUCGAACAUAUUAGGGAUCAGAGACCCGAUAUGGUUGCUACGAAACAACAAUUCGAAUUUGUUCUGAUGGCAGUGGCGGAGGAGGUGCAUGCGAUCCUCAAGGCUUUGCCGGCACCACCCGAGAAACCUGCCGCGGCGAGCGGUUCCUCGCCACCCGUGAAAUCGGAACAGUGAAGCUAAACGCUCGCAAUGUGCGAAUUCAACCCUAAACAGUAUCAAGAAAUCUGAAUGAUUUCUAUUUUAUUUCAAUGAACUUAGAGAGCAAGAACUUUGUCAUUUCUUUGCAUUUUUUCUUAUAAAUUCAAAAGGUUAUAUUUUUUAAAAUAUUUAUUGGAGCUGAUACUUUUAUAAUUUAAGAGGGAUAUCGAUGUACGAUAAAUUCAGAAUGAUAUUGAACAAUUAUAUCUAUUAUUUGUACUAUUCGGGGUUAAAAUCGCAGUUGAGACGCGAGUAAGAGAUAAGAGGUAUAUCUAUUCCAUUUAUUUCAAUGUGUCACGGGUAAGCUAAGUACUUUUACUAGCUGUUUACUACGAUGUACCCUACCGAGGAGUAUAUAAAGAGCGAAUUAAGUUUUUUUUUCUUUUUUUUUUUCAGUUAAAAUUUUCUACACGCUCGGUACUUCCCGAUUAAUGCACCUUCGCGUGUCAUUAGUUUUAGAGUGCACCAAAAACGUGAGCUUCUUCUUUCGUAUUCCGACUAUUGUAUUUCUCCGAAGCGCGAGAAAAGAAUGAUAGUCAAACUUUUAGAUCGUGACAAAUAUAUAUGAACGUAAUAACCAAAGUUUGCAGUAUUAAGUUAAACAAUCUAUAAAGAGGAGAGGAAAAAGUAAGAACGAGAGACUUGAAGAAACGUAUAUAUACAUACAUAUGUUGAGAUAAUCUCAAGUGUGGUGUAUUAUUUUUGUCUUAUCGCUACUCUAUAAGGUGAUACCGUUUUAUUAUCAUCGCGUACAUCCCUUUCUGCUCAUUCAGACGCGGCCUAUUUCAAGGAUCAAGUACCUGCAAAAGAGAACAGAUGACAGAUGCAAAUAUAGACACGAGACACGGUUUGCUACAUACAAAUAUAUCAACGACUAAGCUCUAUUACUGUGCGAUCGAUCGGUGAUACAACGGAACAUUUUAUACUAGUAGAGUCUAUCUAGUCACUUCGUUUAGCGUUAAACGCGGCCGUUUGAGAUCGCGGAACUUUAUUCAUUUGAUACAAGAAUUGCACACGGUAUUAAUAAUUGUGAAUUCAACGAUCAGAUUGGCUGUGUUUAACAUUAAAUAUGCGACAUAAAUAUUCUGAUUCGGGAAUUUCAUUGUCUGUCGAAAAAAUGUAUUAUCUUUCGAAAGAUAGGAAAUGAGUCUUCUAAGGAAUAUCUCUAUAAAAUCAAGAAAUUGUAUCGAAUUUUAAUAGUUUAAAUGUACCAUACCGGCUCAGUCUAGUCAUGCUUAAUUAAUUUUACUUAUUUGCAAAACACACAUUUGCACAACAAUCUAUUCUUGCGUGUACAUAAUAUUUAAAUACGUGUGUACACCUCAAUUGAAUUGCAUUAAUGUGCCCUUCGACUAACGUGCUUUAAAAUAGCUUUAAAACUUUGGAUGAAUCUUUCAACACUCGGAGAAAGAAUCGGUAAAUAAUAAUCAACGGAAACCAAUCAGCUAAGUCAAUUGCAUAAUACCAAAAUAUAUAUACAUAUGUGAGCACAAAUCUAUUUUAAUGCAACAGAUCGAAACACAAUUUUGUUCUCGUUUUUAUAAAAGAAAAACUAAUAUAUUCUGUAUAUUUAUUUUUUAUAGAGAUUUUUUGACUUACUAGUCAAAGUAUCAAAUAUAUAUCGAGCUUUUGUUACGUCAUAGAAUUAUCAGGAACGUGUUUAAAGAACACGUGGAUGAUCGAUCGGACAGCCACAAAUUGUUACACGAAUUCGCGUAAGAAGCGCAUUUAACAUAAUUGUGCAAUUAAAACAACAUUUUACUUUUCGAAAGUUAUUAUAAGAAAAUUGGCUUGGUGUUUUAAAAUAUCGUAUGUGCGCGAUCGUUUCGAUGGAGAAUUAUAUAUAGCUUGAUGAACGAUGUUAAAUGGUGCAGAUUAUAUACGUAAAUAUAUAAUAAAUCCAUGCUUGGAGUAUCCAGGCGUAUUGUAUCAGGGUUCAGUUCUGUGUUUGGCGAUUGGAAACUCGUAUUAUAUUGCGAAACUUUUAUUCUAUAUAUUCUAAUUCGAUCGUUAAUUUUUUUCCCGCAAAUAUAUUCUAUGUACAUAUCUAUUUAAUAACGCAUCUAUUUAUUAACUCGCCGAAAAAUAUUAAUUUUUAAAAGAGAGAACAGUAUCUUAAUUUUAAAUAUAUCUUUAAACGACAUCGUGAGAAAUUGAUAUCGAGUAAAAUCAGAACUGAUAUCAAUUAAAUUUUCGCAAGCCUAUGUAAUCAAUUGCACGUGAUAGCGUUGUGAAUAUUAUUUGCGAGAGAAUUUCGAAAGAGGCAAGAGAACACUGAUGUACCUUGAAACUGUGUCAAACUUCGCUUGAUCACUGCAACUAAGUUUGAUUAGCCUUCUUUAGCACCGACUCACAAAACAGAUUCUAUAUUUUUAUGUAAAGGGGAUGAAUCUAUAUAUUAAAAAAAUGAAA